Molecule: messenger RNA, 2163 nt
Organism: Lentinula edodes (shiitake mushroom)
Lineage: Eukaryota; Fungi; Basidiomycota; Agaricomycetes; Agaricales; Omphalotaceae
Product: amino acid permease-domain-containing protein
Exons: 11
Coding region: 120-1946 (608 amino acids)
Biological process (GO): amino acid transmembrane transport
Cellular component (GO): membrane
Molecular function (GO): amino acid transmembrane transporter activity
Source: RefSeq, a predicted model, not a curated record
UUUUUCGAAGCGUGAAUCGCGUGAUAAGACGUGACACCCGACCAGCAUGUCCGCCGCGUUGAUUACUUAUAUUUCAAUGGUGGAUUUCGUUCUUACCUUGACUGUCCACCAAGAGGGCUAUGUCUCAAGAAAGCAAUAGAAAAUCUGGUCCAGAUUCUGCAGGUUAUGGCGCUACAGUUUCGGGCGACACCUCGCGUGAGAUGGAAGAUGGCGCGACAGCUCUGAAUAUUAACAACGAACAUGGACGACUUCACAGGGGGCUUUCAGCUAGACAAGUCCAAAUGAUUGCUAUUGCGGGUACUAUCGGGACGGGGCUGUUUCUUGGCACUGGGAAAUCCCUUGCAGAAGGCGGACCGGCCAGUAUCCUCAUCUGCUACGCCAUCGUUGGGUUCAUUGUCUAUGUAACCCUGCUGCUAUUAGGCGAAAUGGCUACCCAGUACCCAGUGGCAGGCUCCUUCAACGCAUACACUACCAGAUUCUUUUCUCCAUCUUACGGCUUUGCGUUGUCCUGGAACUAUUGGUUCAACGAUGCGGUUUCAGUUGCAUCUGAUCUUACCGCUGCACAAUUGGUCCUUCAGUUCUGGACCGUCCAGCAUUCGUGGAUUGUUAGUUUGGUGUUUUGGGUCUUCUUGGUUAGUAUCAAUGCUGUUCAUGUACGGGCAUAUGGGGAACUUGAAUAUUGGUUGUCUUCACUCAAAGUCAUCACGAUAAUCAUCUUUAUCAUCCUCGGCAUCCUCGUCAACGUCGGCGUGAAUCAACAACAUGAAUACAUUGGAGCUCGGUACUGGUAUAUCCCAGGCGCGCCGUUUGUAGGAGGAUUUGGAGGAUUUGCUCAAGUUUUUGUCACUGCUAGCUUUGCUUACGGCGGAACGGAAAGUCUCGGUAUUACAGCGGGAGAAACGAAGAAUCCCUCAAGGAAUAUGCCACGAGUGGUCAAAUUCGUUUUCUGGCGGAUCUUGUUAUUCUACCUUUUGAGUAUACUGCUCAUAGGAUUGAACGCUCCUUGGGACUAUCCCAACCUGUCCAACAAAACGACGACUACGUCCCCGUUCACACUUGUGUUCCAACAAGCAGGUUCAACUGUUGCUGCUUCUUUCAUGAACACUGUCAUCCUCACCUCUGUUCUGUCGGCUGGGAACCACGCACUUUUUGCUGGCACCCGUGUUCUAUACGGUUUGUCUGUGACUUCACCCCGCCAAGCACCGGCCAUCUUUUCCUGGACGUCAACAAAUGGUGUUCCGAUUCCAUCCUUAAUGCUCACCAGUAGUGUCAGUGCUUUGUGCUUUGGUAGUAGUUUUAUCGGCAGUGGUGCACUAUGGGGAUGGUUGCAGAAUAUUGUGGGUGUAUCUAAUCAGAUUGCUUGGUUAUCCAUUGGACUUGCAAGCUGGCGGUUUCGCAAAGCAUGGUUGGUACAGGGCCGUUCGUUAGAUGAGCUCAAAUUUCGUUCGAGAUGGACUUGGCCUUGGGGACCGCUAUUCGUGGUCAUUACAGUGGGUGCGAUUAUCAUCAUUCAAGGAUGGUCUUCGGUCAUUCCCAAGUUUACGCCCGUUUAUUUCGUGUCGUACUAUAUCGAACUUCCAAUUAUGUUGAUCAUGUACCUUGCAUGGAUGCUCAUCCAACGUCCCGGGCGACCUUCACGUAUAAAUGAGCCCGUCAAUGGAAUCACCAGCGGUCCGUCUACUGGAUCUCGGAAUCCUCGGUCCCCUUCACAGACUCCGCUUUUUGAAGGGAAUGGAAGACGUUCUUCCUCGAAGGGGAGGCGGCGAGAACGAGGUGGACGGUGGUGGUAUAAUGAUAUAGUCGAUGUGAACACAGUAGAUUUAUAUCGGGAUGAGCAUGACGAAGAGGAAGAGGAUCGAGUAGACGAUGUCGAAAGGGAAAGACGGCUGAAGGGGUCGAAUUUUGUACAAAGGACAUUAUGGAGGUUGUUUUAUUUAAUCGUAUAGUGGUAUCUAGGAUGUAUGGAAAACUAAUUGCCGAAAUGCAGCAACCUGUACGACAGAAACUUGGGGAAGUACAGUAUUGAAAUUAGGUCUCUGAAGAAUGUUUUGCAAGAGAAAAUAUCAAUUUAGCUCCAACAACCUGGAGGAAUUCAUCCACACAGCAUUCGUGAGUGGCACCGUUUGUGUUACCAGCAAGAUCAAAUAAAUCUGAAUAAAAUCU